Messenger RNA from Opisthocomus hoazin, 1431 nucleotides. RefSeq names its product oligodendrocyte myelin glycoprotein (gene OMG). The record is from RefSeq and is a predicted model, not a curated record. Gene Ontology annotation, molecular function: protein binding. Gene Ontology annotation, biological process: neuron projection regeneration. Lineage: Eukaryota; Metazoa; Chordata; Aves; Opisthocomiformes; Opisthocomidae.
GAGGCAAGCACAACCCACAGACAGCAACUGUAGCUACUCUCCAGAACAAGACGACCUCUAAGCUCCAAUCUUUCACAGAAAUGAUGCGCUGAUAUUGCAGAAGAGAUUACGGCAACAAUGGAAUACCAGAUAUUGAAUACAUCUACCGGUCUGCUGGUCCUUCUGUUUUUCAUACCCACUGGUUCGGGUAUCUGUCCUUCUAACUGUACAUGCUCAGGAAACGACAGGAAUGUGGACUGUUCAGGCAGAAACUUCACCAUACUGCCACACGGACUUCAAGACAACAUUACAUAUUUAAAUCUGUCCUUUAACCAGUUCAUAGAUCUUGAUCAUCAGCUAACCAGAUUCACCAAUUUGAGGACCCUUGAUAUUUCAAAUAAUUGGCUCAAGAAUGUUCCUGCUCAUCUGCCCAAGUCCUUAUGGGAAUUAUAUGCCACAAAUAACAACAUUAAAGUUCUUCAGAAACUCGACACAGCUUACCAGUGGAACCUUAAAGUGCUCGAUGUUUCCAGGAAUAUGGUGGAAAGAGCUGUUCUGAUCAACAACACACUGAGCAGCCUCAAGUUUCUCAAUCUCAGCAGCAACAAACUUUGGACAGUUCCAACCAACAUGCCCUACAACAUCGAGACAGUGGAUCUAUCCAAUAACUUCUUGUCCCAGAUACUUCCAGGAACACUGCUGAGACUACAACACCUUACAAGCCUCUACCUGCACAACAACAAGUUCACGUACAUUCCUGACAAAGCUUUCGACCAGCUCUUUCAGCUGCAAGUCGUAACACUGUAUAACAACCCAUGGUCCUGCAGCGACCAACAAAAUAUCCCUUAUUUGCUUAAAUGGGUGCAGGGAACAGCUGCCAGGGUUAUUGGGGCUCCCUGUGCUAACCAGUCCGUGCUUUGGCUGAAUGCCACACCAUCCUCAGCGGCUCCCAUGGACCCCAGCCUCAUGAUCAAAGGAAUGAAGGCAGCAGAGAAGGCUACUCCUCCAGGGGCAACCGAACCAACCAAAGUGACAAAAAUGCAUAAACAGUUGAAAGCUAAGGAAGUUACUAGCUUGGCGACCUUAAGCCAAACUGUCCUGCUUACGAGCACAGACCGACCCCUGCUCCUCUACCCAGAAGAUCGGACAAGCAGCAAGGUUGGUUCCCAAGAAGCAGCCGCCACACACACAAUCUACGUCAAAGAUUCAACCGAGGUGAACUCAAGCCUGACUCGUUCAACAGGAUCAUCCACUACUCCCAUGACUUUAAGCAUCACCAGUGGAAUGCCAACAAACUACUCCAAAAUGCCUCAAAGCACAACUGCUACCUUAAGAAAAGAGGAAUCCACUACAAAUAUUUUGAAUACUCGCGUGCCCUCCAAAGCAAGUAUCUGUGAAACAUAUUUGUUUUAUGUUGUGAUGCUUAAUGCAGUGGCAAUGUUUAUUGGCUAA